AUGCAAAUAUUCGGCAGCUUUCGUACUGCAGAAGUAAAUGAAAUUUACAAAUCAAUCAUACAGCCUAGAAGAGCGCCCUCAAAUACAUUGUAUUCUGCUUUGCAGGUGCACGCCCGCACGCAUACUGGAGAGAAGCCGUUCCAGUGCGCCGAGUGCGGUAAAGCAUUCUCCCAGGUGCGCAACUACAAGUACCACGUGUCGGUGCACGCGGGAACGAAAGAGUUCGCGGCGGUGUGUCCAGAGUGCGGCAAGGUGUUCAACAACGGCGGCUACCUCAGCUCGCACAUGAAGAUCCACCGCAACCGGAAAGAGUAUGCGUGCGCAGAAUGCGGGCGGCGCUUCAACCAGCGCGUCACCUGCAACACGCACAUGCGCACACACACGGGACUGCGACCUCACGCCUGCACACUGUGUGACAAGGCCUUCACGCGCAAGACGCUGCUCAUCCAGCACAUGCGCACGCACACCGGUGAGAAGCCCUUCACCUGUGAGGUGUGCGGGAAGCGGUUCGCGGACCGCAGCAACAUGAUUCUCCACCUGCGCCUGCACUCGGGCAUCAGGCCGUACAGCUGCGGCGAGUGCGGCAAGGCGUUCACCAAGAAGCACCACCUCAAGGCGCACAUGUCCUGCCACACGGGACUGCGGCCCUACACCUGCGACCUCUGCGGCGCUCGCUUCAGCCAGUCCGGCAACAUGCGCACGCACCGCAAGAAGUGCACCGCGCCGCGGCCUUCCGGCGGUGGUGGUGGAGUCGAGGGCGACGCGGGCGGAGGGGGUGGUGAACUCGGGGUCAAAGCGGCGGGUACCAGCGUAAUCAUGCGCGUGUCCGGAGAGCUGGUGCAGCACGUGUUGCAACGCCCCGCCGAUGCUGCUGCCGCCAGCGACUGA
Molecule: messenger RNA, 888 nt
Organism: Schistocerca cancellata (South American locust)
Lineage: Eukaryota; Metazoa; Arthropoda; Insecta; Orthoptera; Acrididae
Product: gastrula zinc finger protein XlCGF8.2DB-like
Exons: 2
Coding region: 1-888 (295 amino acids)
Biological process (GO): regulation of transcription by RNA polymerase II
Molecular function (GO): DNA-binding transcription factor activity; RNA polymerase II cis-regulatory region sequence-specific DNA binding
Source: RefSeq, a predicted model, not a curated record